Pterocles gutturalis (yellow-throated sandgrouse) is the source of this 1077-nucleotide messenger RNA. It is a transcript of the gene CCR4, whose product is annotated as chemokine (C-C motif) receptor 4. The record is from RefSeq and is a predicted model, not a curated record. Gene Ontology annotation, cellular component: membrane. The transcript has a single exon. Bases 1 to 1077 code for a protein of 358 amino acids. NCBI's taxonomy places the organism in Eukaryota, Metazoa, Chordata, Aves, Pterocliformes, Pteroclidae. Gene Ontology annotation, molecular function: C-C chemokine receptor activity. Gene Ontology annotation, biological process: G protein-coupled receptor signaling pathway; chemotaxis; immune response.
AUGAGUUCUUCAAGUACAGAGUCCUUUGAAGUUGAAACUUCAAACUUUUAUUACUACUAUGAAAAUUAUAAUGAUGCUCCCAAGCCAUGCAGCAAAGAAAGCGUCAAGAGGUUCGCAGCCUCCUUCCUCCCUGUCCUGUACACCCUCGUGUUCCUGGUGGGGCUCAUGGGCAAUAUCCUGGUCAUCGUGGUCCUCUUCAAGUACAAGAGGCUGAAGAGCAUGACUGAUGUGUACCUCCUCAACCUUGCUAUCUCUGAUUUGCUCUUUGUUUUCUCCUUGCCGUUCUGGUCUUAUUUCACAAUAGACCAAUGGGUUUUUGGAACUCCCUGGUGUAAAAUCAUUUCAUGGAUCUAUGUGGUUGGGUUUUACAGUGGGAUCUUUUUUAUUAUGCUGAUGAGCAUAGACAGAUACCUGGCAAUCGUUCGUGUGGUGUUUUCCUUGAAAGCCAGGACUGCCUUCCACGGCUUGAUUACUAGCCUCGUUGUAUGGCUAGUAGCUUUUUCAGCCUCAGUUCCAGAACUUGUAUUUAGAGAAUCUUUUGAUGAACAUAACCAUACAACCUGCAAGCCAAUAUAUCGAGGCAAUUUCACAACAUGGAAACUUUUUUCCACUUUGGAAAUCAACAUUUUAGGGCUCCUAAUCCCUCUUAUAGUUAUGAUGUUUUGCUACUCCAUGAUCAUUAAAACAUUAGUUCACAGUAGGAAUGAGAAAAAGAACAAGGCUGUGAAGAUGAUCUUUGCUGUCAUGAUCGUGUUUUUCUUCUUUUGGACCCCUUACAACAUUGUCAUUUUCUUACAACUGCUGGAAAUGAUUGGAGUCCUUCGCGACUGCCAAGUGAGCAGGAAUCUGGACUAUGCUUUCCAGGUGACGGAAAUCCUCGGCCUUUUUCACUGUUGCCUCAACCCUGUCAUCUACUUCUUCAUGGGGGAAAAAUUCAAGAAGUACCUGAAGAUGCUCUUUAAGAACUGGCACUUACCUGGAGAUAUCUGCCAGUGGUGUGGGGCUCACAUCACAUACCACACCGAAUCUACCAAUUCGUUCCACACACAAUCCACGGGGGAUCAAGACGCCCUGUAA